UCGACACAGUCACGUGUACUCAGUCCAAGCAAAGUGUCUGUGCGAGAGGAAGGGAUUGACAUAGCUCGCGCACUCCGAUCAAAUAUCAGCCGCUCGCAAUUCGACACCGUUUUAUUCCGCUAUAGUCGAGGAGGCUUGAAACCGUAACCCGCACUUAACUCGGAACCGCAAAGAAGCGAAGAGCGAAUAUAUCCGUGUCUAAAACGAAUCACAUAAGGCCUAACGUGUGCGAUCGCUAGCAUUAAAUUGUCGUUAGUAUUGCACGUGAAUUGAGAUACGCGGUGCGCGGCGCUGGAGGAGAAGCUGAAGUCCAAGUCCAUAACAAUAAGCGAGGGAUCGUAGGUUUGUGCUAUGGGCUUACUGUCACAAGGGUCACCGCUUAACUGGGAAGAGACCAAGAAACAUGCUGACCACGUUAGAAAGCACGGCAUCCUUCAGUUCCUCAACAUCUACAAUAAGGUCAAAGAUCGACAGAAGGAUGUGCUGAAAUGGGGAGACGAGGUGGAGUACAUGUUGGUGGAAAUGGAUGACAGCAAUGAGAAAGUCCGCCUGGUUCUGAACGGGAAGGAUGUUUUGGAAACCCUUCAGGAAAAGGGUGAAAAGAUCAACCCCAACCACCCCACCCUGUGGAGGCCGGAGUACGGCAGCUACAUGAUCGAAGGAACCCCUGGGCAGCCGUACGGAGGGACCAUGUCAGAGUUUAACACGGUAGAAGACAACAUGGGAAAGCGGAGGAGGGAAGCCGCAUCUGUGCUUAAUAAGAAUGAGACUCUUCUCGCCGUUACAUCAUUUCCCAGGUUAGGCUGCCCAGGCUUCACUCAGCCAGAAUACAAACCCACACCUGUUGAAAAAGGGGUGUCCAAAUCGCUUUUCUUCCCCGAUGAGGCCAUCAACAGACACCCUAGAUUCAGCACACUGACCAGAAACAUACGCCACCGGAGGGGAGAAAAGGUGGUGAUAAAUGUACCAAUUUUUAAAGAUGAAAACACCCCAUCUCCUUUCGUGGAGACGUUCCCAGAGGAUGAUGGGGAAGCUGCCCGGGGAGCCCUGCCUGAUCACAUCUACAUGGAUGCCAUGGGCUUUGGCAUGGGAAACUGUUGCCUGCAGGUGACCUUCCAGGCUUGCAGCAUCAAAGAGGCGCGCUACCUUUACGACCAACUGGCCACUUUCUGUCCCAUAGUGAUGGCUCUCAGCGCUGCCUCACCGUUCUAUCGGGGGUACGUAUCAGACAUUGAUUGCCGUUGGGGUGUGAUCUCGGCGUCUGUGGAUGACAGAACCCGAGAGGAGAGGGGCCUGGAGCCAUUGAAGAACAACAAAUUCAGGAUCCAUAAAUCACGGUAUGAUUCGAUUGACAGCUACCUCUCCUGCUGUGGUGACAAAUACAAUGACAUUGAGCUGACCAUAGAUGAAGAAAUCAACAAACAGCUCCUAGAUGCAGGCAUUGACAAACUGCUGGCACAGCACAUUGCACAUCUCUUCAUCCGUGACCCGCUGUCGCUCUUUCAGGAGAAGAUUCAUUUGGAUGAUGAAAACGAAUCGGACCACUUUGAGAACAUUCAGUCAACCAACUGGCAGUCAAUGAGGUUCAAGCCCCCUCCUCCAAACUCUGAAAUCGGAUGGAGAGUCGAGUUCCGUCCAAUGGAGGUUCAACUGACAGAUUUUGAAAACUCAGCUUAUGUCGUGUUUAUCGUUCUCCUCACCCGUGUGAUCUUGUCCUAUAAAUUGGAUUUCCUCAUUCCAUUGUCAAAGGUUGAUGAAAACAUGAAAGUAGCCCAGAAGCGAAAUGCAGUGCAGGAAGGCAUGUUUUAUUUUCGGAAGGACGUCUUUAAAGGCUGCAACCCAGUGUUAGAUCCACCCUCCACAGCUCAGAAUGGAGUGGAGAGUGAAGCUAAUGACGGUGAAGAGUUCACACUGAUGAGUAUUGACACCAUCAUCAAUGGGAAGGAAGGGGUAUUUCAUGGCUUGAUACCAAUGUUGAACAGCUAUCUUGAGAACAUGGAGGUGGAUGUCGACACGCGUUGCACUAUUCUCAACUACCUGAAACUCAUUAAGAAGCGUGCUUCUGGUGAACUGAUGACUAUGGCUAAGUGGAUGAGGGAGUUUGUUGCCAAACAUCCUCAGUACAAGCAGGACAGCGUCAUUACAGACAAAAUAAACUACGACCUGCUGCACAAGUGCGACAGAAUCGCAAAGGGGGAAGAGAAAUGUCCGGAACUUAUCGGAGAGCCGGUGAACAGAGGAAAAUAAAAGCUGCUCAAACCGCUCCUUUGCAUGAGAACGGAGGACCACAGCAGUCCAGACAAAAGUUUGAAGAAAAUACUUAAAAUAGCAUGUGUUGAUUGCUGAGGUCAGCCAAAGGUUUGUUGAAUUUGUAAAUAGCAGAUUUUUAUUAUUCGCAAAUUAUUUUAAUAGCUUCAAACAGAUCCAUGAUGUUAAUUGUACUCUGAUGUGUACAUAUUUCACGUCGGUCCGAGUUUGUGAGAGAUGAUGUAAAUGUAGCAAACACUAAAUUGUACAUUAGUAAUAUUUUCAUUGUUGAAAUGUAAAUACUGUACUUCAUCGGGCAUUAACAAGUGUACUUUCUUUUUUUAUGGAUGAAACUGUUGACUUGCUUUGCAGAUUCUUAUUGUUUUUCGGCAUUUAAUAUUGUACCAAUUAAGAAAAGAUUUUAAGACACUGGUCUUGAUGCAAAUCUGUUUGCAGCACUGACUUAAAUGAUGUAGGAAUUUAAAUGGGGGAUAAGCAGAAGACCGUAGUGGUGUGGUGUGCGUUGCUUUUCACUAACAAAUUAUAUUUGGUCAUUUUAGUGUUUGAAGGACAGCUAAAUUUAUACCAUCUGAAAUUUCCUAGCUGUUUUGUUAAGCUUUACAUAGCAGGUCCACCACUAGAGGGUGCAGAUGAUCUUUUUUUAUUAAAAUAAUGAAAGGAGGAAUUAGAUUAAGCUAUAGUUUGUUAGCUUUAAUAUCUGUAUAUGGCUUCAAAUAAAGUGAUUCCUGUACAUAUUCAGCUUAUUGAGUGAAACUGCCCCUGCAAUGCCUUUAACAGAGCGCUGUCAUUUCUUUAAAAUUCAUGCAUUGUGGAAACAAUUCUUUAAAUGCUGUUUGCGUGGACGGUUUGUUCUAUAAAAUUCGAUUCAUUAAAUCAUUUAAUCAGCAUCAGA
Labeo rohita (rohu) is the source of this 3160-nucleotide messenger RNA. RefSeq names its product glutamate-cysteine ligase, catalytic subunit (gene gclc). The record is from RefSeq and is a predicted model, not a curated record. NCBI's taxonomy places the organism in Eukaryota, Metazoa, Chordata, Actinopteri, Cypriniformes, Cyprinidae. Bases 352 to 2247 code for a protein of 631 amino acids. Gene Ontology annotation, biological process: glutathione biosynthetic process. The transcript has 16 exons. Gene Ontology annotation, cellular component: glutamate-cysteine ligase complex. Gene Ontology annotation, molecular function: glutamate-cysteine ligase activity.